Messenger RNA from Thermothelomyces thermophilus ATCC 42464, 1737 nucleotides. RefSeq lists its product as uncharacterized. The transcript is spliced from 4 exons. The coding region runs from base 87 to 1619 and encodes 510 amino acids. NCBI's taxonomy places the organism in Eukaryota, Fungi, Ascomycota, Sordariomycetes, Sordariales, Chaetomiaceae. The record is from RefSeq and is a predicted model, not a curated record.
AAGGAGGCUGAGACGGAAACCACAGAGACGCACCUCGCGCAGUCACGGAGCAAACGGGCGCUGAAAAAAAAGAGCAUCCCCCAGGGAUGGGUUCAACCCCAGAAUGGGCCACCGGCACCUGGCGCAGCGAAGUUUCCGCCCGACUCCAGGCGGCCAGGGGAUCACGGGGCCCGCCGGUGCGCACCUCCUCGAACGUUACCACGAAUGCCAAUGUCGAGCGUGGUAGCGAGGGCCCCUCUUCGGCUAUUACCAGCCUACGGGACUUCUUGUCAGCCGUUCCACGCCCCGAUACCGUGACCGGGGCUUUCUCUUCCGACUCAGCCUUCGAAUCUCCUACGGUUGCGGCACCCGAUUUCCACGGAUCACCAUAUGCCACCAACCUGGCUCUUGCUGCCUCGGCAUCGCAUGUUCCUGCAACUGAACCGCAACCAAACGAGGAACGAGGUCUGCUGCGAGUGAAUCAGAACGUGAAGCGAGCGGCUAGUCCGGAGUUUUCGAGCCCAGAUGGUCUGCUGGAGGUGGAGCAGGAAACAGACGGUGAUGGCAGGCGCAAGAAGAGCAAACGAAGUUCAAACGCUGCCGUUCAGGGAGGGAGAGGGUUACCAAAGUUUGCUUGCCCCUAUUUCAAGAGGAACCCGAGGAAGUAUCGCAAGUGGACUUCGUGUCCCGGGCCGGGAUGGGACGAGGUUCACCGGGUCAAAACGCACCUCUACAGACGGCACCCCCUUCCCAUCCAAUGCCCCCGGUGUUGGGAACCGUUUAAGACAGACGCCCAGCUCCAGGCACAUCUGCAACAAAACCCGCCGUGCCCCAUCCAAAGCAACCGCACGCUUCAGGAAGGAUUUACCAAGGACCAGGAAAAGAAGCUGCGAAGCCGCAAGAAGACGCAUGCGGACAUGACUGACGAGGAGAAGUGGCGGGAGAUUUACAUGAUCCUCUUUCCGGACGACGACCCGGACACCAUUCCAUCGCCAUACUACAGCGAAUCCGAGGAUGGCGGGGAUAACCACAACUCGGGACUUUCUGGCGAGUUGGAGGACUACGCCACCUUCAUCCGCCGAGAGAUGCCCACGCUCGUGCGGCGGGAGCUCGAGACGUUGUUCCGGGAAGAAUACCCGGACAUCGAGGAGCGAAUCCGUCCCCGCGUUGCCGACAUUGUCCUGAGUCUGCAACCCAGGCUUCUGAGCCUCUACAGACAGUCACAGAUGCCCCUGAGCGAGUACGGUCCACAGCAGCAUGCAGAGACGGGAAGGACUGCGAGCGGCAGCGAGCCGACCCUCACGCCCCUCUUGUCUCAAGGCACGGACCCGGGAUCGGGGUCAGAGCCUCACUCGACUCCGGACAUGGUGGUGGGAGCCAGCAACAUAACUUUGGACGAGCUCGAAGCACAGCUAGGUCUUGGUGCUAGUGGUCUGGGCAUCCAGUGGAACAGCAUCGGUCCUGUGCCCCAAGUGCCGCCGAUACAGCCACCAGAGGGCGAUGUUGGACUCGCGUUAGAUUCGUUCGACUGGGACUAUGAUUUCGAUAAGUGGCUGAACCCUGCUCUCUUCAUGCCGCCCGUUGGAGGGAACUACACAGCGGGUCCUUCGGCCAGGGCGCAGCGACACAAUCGUGGUUAAUAGAGCUUAGAGGACUUUCAGGGCGCUCAUCCCUAGGUAAUUAUGUCCCGUUGACAUUCGACGGAAUCGAAUGGUUUCAAUGACCCAGCUUGAGCCACGGUUAAUUAAUUACACUAUC